AUGCCAAAGAACUUUACGCUACCCACCGCACUUGAACCGUAUAAGGGGUUCGGAGAUCCCCGAGCCCACGUGAAGAAGUUCCAAACAAUGAUGUUCUUCAACAGUCCUAACAAUGAACCCGUCCUCUGCCGAGCAUUCCCCACUUACCUCGAUGGUGCUACAUUACUCUGGUUUUCUAAACUUUCUGCAGGUUCAAUUUCCUCCUUUGAAGAUCUAGCCAGGUCAUUUAUUGAUUACUUUGCCGCAUCAAGGAUAUAUGUGCACAGAUCAGAUUAUCUCAGCACCAUCAAACAAGGUCAGCACGAGAGCUUGAAGGACUACAUGACUAGGUUCGCAAACACCACUAUGGAGAUCCAAUACCUGUACCCUGCCCUCCACCUGCUUGCCCACAAGGCUGGCCUCAGGCCCGACAAAUUCCGGGAGACCAUUGCUAUAACAAAACCAAAGACGCUAGAAGAGUUCCGGGAAAGGGCGGCAGGUCAAAUGGAGAUCGAAAAACUCCGCAAGGCCCAAAAAUCUGACAAACAACCACAUCGGAGAGAUGAAGAAAGAGCUUUCAGAUCACCAGGCAACAAAGAUACUAAGAAGCCUUUCAAACUCACACCGAAAUACAACACAUAUACCAGAUUCAAUACCAAGAGAGAAAACAUCAUCAGAGAAAUUCUCAACGCCAAAAUCAUAAAGCCACCAGCUCGAGUAGGGAACUACCAGGAUCAAAGGUUCGUGGAUAGGACAAAGCAUUGUGCGUUCCACCAGAAGUUCGGCCACACCAUGGACGACUGCAUUGUCGCAAAAGACCUCCUAGAAAGGCUGGCGCGCCAAGGACUUUUGGACAAAUAUGUCGAGAGCCAGAAGGCCAGAAGAGGAAACUCGAACAGGGAGAAGAACAAACAAGCAGUGGCGGACAAUAACAAAAAAGAGCGGACAACUCCUGAUCCGCCAAGAGGAAUCAUUAGCCACAUAUCGGGAGGAUUCGCAGGCGGAGGUGAAACAAGCUCGGCCAGAAAAUGCAGUUAUAGGGCAAUGCUGGCAAUCGAGGGAACUCUGCAGCCAAAGAAGAAGGAAGACCCAGACGUCACAAUAUCCUUCAACCAAGCAGACUUCAGAUCGGCAAGUCCUAACCUCGACGACCCCGUGGUAAUUUCCAGCCAGAUCGGAGAACUGUUGGUAAGAAAAACAUUGCUGGACCUAGGUAGUAGUGCCGAUGUUUUAUUUUAUUCUACCUUUAAAAAGAUGAAAUUAUCAGAAAAACUGAUACAGCCCUCUUCGGGAGAGCUAAUUGGGUUCUUCGGAGAGAGAGUCCCCAUCAUGGGACAUAUAUGGCUAAAGACCACAAUGGGAGAAAUCCCUAUAUCAAAGUCCAUUGAUAUUCAAUACCUAAUAGUAGACUGUUAUAGCCCUAAUAAUAUUAUAAUUGGGAAACCCGCCUUGAAUAUAUUCAGAGUGGUGGUGUCCACAUUACACCUGUGUGUUAAGUUUCCAGUGCAGAAAAACAAGAUAGCUACAGUGUACGCCAAUCAUCAAGAAGCUUGGCAGUGCUACAAUGCCUGCCUAAAGCAAGCCCAUACACGGGAGACAGCUCGGUCCCAGGUCCAAGCCAUACAUAGCUCGGCCAAUGGACAACCUCCACCAAUUAACGCUAACAUCAGAUGA
Molecule: messenger RNA, 1653 nt
Organism: Arachis stenosperma
Lineage: Eukaryota; Viridiplantae; Streptophyta; Magnoliopsida; Fabales; Fabaceae
Exons: 1
Coding region: 1-1653 (550 amino acids)
Source: RefSeq, a predicted model, not a curated record